GGUAGAAGGAGGACAGACAGUGGCACCAAGUGUAGCUGAUCCCAGAAGAGGUUCAUCACAGAAGGUCUGCCCCCCUGCAGACCUGCUGUGAUAAACCUCCAUACAGGCCAAACGAGGCCAUAGUCCCCUGGCCACCAGGCUGCUUAUGACAAUAGGCCUCCCUCUAUAAGACAUUUGUGGUAGCAACCACCUCCACAUCUGUAGACUCCCCAAUAGACUGUCAGAGAGACAUGGAAAGAGACAGUCAGACGACAGACAGAGUGUGAUAUAGAGUCAAACAGUGACAAAGACACAAGCAAAGAGAGACACAGAUACUAUACAAACAGAGAUACCGACAGACUGAGUGAGAGAAAGAGACAGACAGGGAGAGAGGGACACAGAGUGAGACACAAAAACAGGAAAGGAGAAAAAGACACGGAUAGUGAGACAGACAGUAAAAGAAACAAAAAACGAGACAGAAAGAGACACAGAAAAAGACAGUGACAGAGACACAAGAAGAGAGAGACUGAUAGAGACAGACAGACAGACAGUGAGACAGACAGAGAGCAAAAGGGAGCGAGAGAGUAACAGACAGAGGAGGUGGUCAUAGACAAGCGAUAAAUCCCAGGAGACGUCUUCGAGGCCAGUUGUCCAAUCCGUGGAGAUCCGUGUCCAUCCCAGUUUAACUGGGCCUGUUAUAGUGGUAAGACCUGCUCGGACCAAAUAAGAGAUAAAAUAAUUAUAGAAAAAAGUAUUUCGUUUUCUUUACAUCCCCCACUUUGCAGGACAGAAGUGGAAGCAAAUGGUCUUUACAUUACUUCACAUAUCUCUAAAAGCAGGUUACUUUGUGAUGCAGCACACAAACAUCUGCAGGUCAAGUGCACAAAGGCUCAAGGCGGACGCUUGCAUGCUCAGAUCUGACUAAGCGAAAUUUAGGAGUUUAGGACAUUGUCCGAAAGAAAUCUCAUGACACACUAACUCUGGGUGCCAGGUCUUAGCAGCUACAUGUAAGAACACAAAAGGUCAUGAGAGAGACAAUGAGGUGGAGCAGGAGCUGGAGGUUGGAGAGCGAACGGGUGAUAGCGGCAUGGAGGUAACUGCCGGGACGGGACCAAGAGGGGGAUUUAGCAUCACUCACAUGCUGCACUCGAUCAUUCCCUCUUUUGUGAGGCGCACAAAGGCAGCCAGGGGUGCAGGGUUUAAAAAGGAAACGCAGUCGCUUUUAGCCAGCAGACCUGGACACACACCAGCCAAACCAGAGUUGCUGAAUGUUUCUUUGCAGGACCGUUCUUCCGCUGCCUUCUCUAGGAUGCUCUACACUCUAGCGGGUGGAGGGACGCUGUGCGGCGUGGCCGCCCUCGUGCUGCUCAUCGUGUCCACGGCCACCGAUUUCUGGAUGCAGUACCGAUACUCGGGGAGCUCGGCCAAUCAGGGGCUCUGGAGGUUCUGCAUUAACCACAAAUGCCACGCCCACACCAUAACUGUAGCUUUCUGGGACGCCACGCGCGCCUUCAUGCUGCUGGCCGUGUUGAGCUGUUUCGCCGGCGUGGUGCUCGGCCUGAGCGCCUUCACUAACGGCACAAAGAACAGAAGGGUCCGUACCGGCGGCAUCGCCCUGGUCCUGUCAGGUUUCCUGGCUCUGCUGGCUUUGGCCAUCUACACAGGUGUGACUGUGACUUUCUUUGGCAAACGCUUCCUGGACUGGCGCUUCUCUUGGUCCUACAUCAUUGGUUGGGUGGCCGUGAUCCUGGCUUUUGCAGCAGGCGUGUUCCAGCUCUGUGCUUACCAGCGGACCAAUGCAGAACCCGCUCCUUCAAAUAACCCUGACAGCUGAACGUAAUGCACUAAUCCUGAUCGGCUCCAAGACUGUUCCAAUACACAUUUGCUGCUGCUUUUCAGUACCUGGAAUAGAAUAAAUAGAAAUGAUAGAA
Messenger RNA from Betta splendens (Siamese fighting fish), 1910 nucleotides. RefSeq names its product lens intrinsic membrane protein 2.2 (gene lim2.2). Gene Ontology annotation, cellular component: plasma membrane. The transcript is spliced from 5 exons. NCBI's taxonomy places the organism in Eukaryota, Metazoa, Chordata, Actinopteri, Anabantiformes, Osphronemidae. The coding region runs from base 1067 to 1813 and encodes 248 amino acids. Gene Ontology annotation, molecular function: structural constituent of eye lens. The record is from RefSeq and is a predicted model, not a curated record.